Molecule: messenger RNA, 828 nt
Organism: Hordeum vulgare subsp. vulgare (domesticated barley)
Lineage: Eukaryota; Viridiplantae; Streptophyta; Magnoliopsida; Poales; Poaceae
Product: pollen allergen Phl p 5.0101-like
Exons: 1
Coding region: 1-828 (275 amino acids)
Source: RefSeq, a predicted model, not a curated record
AUGGCAGUGCAGGAGUGCACAGUGACGCUCUUGGUGGCUAUCGCCCUCGUGCUUGUGGUGGGGCCAGCCAGCUCGUACGCUGCCGAAGCGAGCUACGCCCCGGCCGCCAUGACCGAGGAGCAGAAGCUAGUCGACAAGGCCAACAACGCCUUCAAGGCGGCCGUGGCGGCCGCAGCCGCGGCCCCUCCGGCGGAGAAAUACAAGAUAUUCCAGGCCAGCUUCACCCUCAACUUUGGCUGGUCUGUCGCGGGGGUCACCGGCGGAUUCAGCCUCAACGCCACUUUCACCACCAGGAUCGCCUUGGCUCAGUUGACGGCUUUCCACUUUGCUAAGGGCACUACCCCUGAGGCUAAGUACAACGCCUUCGUGGCCAUCCUCAGCGAGUCGCUCCGCAUCAUCGCCGGCAUCCUCGAGGUCCAUGGUGUCAAGCCCGCCGGCGAGGAAGUUAAGGGUGCGAUCCCUGCCGGUGAGCUGAAGGCCAUCGACCAGAUCGACGCUGCCUUUAGGACUGCAGCCACCGCCGCCGAUGCUGCCCCGUUCAAGGACAAGUUCGCCGUCUUCAAGUCCGCCUUCAACAAGGCCAUCAAGGAAACCAUAGGCGAUGCAUCAUACGAGCGCUACAAAUUCGUCGCCGAGCUCGAGUCCGGCGUCCAGAAGGCCUACGCCACGACUGUUCCCAACACGCCCAAGGACAAGCUCUUGGUCUUUGAGUCCGCCCUGAGCAAGACCAUCCUCGGCAUGGCCGCUGCCGCCACGGCCCCCGCCACUCCCACCGCCGCCACCGCCACUCCCACUCCCGUCACCGCUGUCGGUGGCUACAACGUCUGA